AGCCUGUCCCUAGUGAAAAAGCACGACCAGUUAGGUGAUUGAUCUCGAUCACUCUUUUGUUGCAUCUUUCUCUGCAGGUGUCUUCUUUAUAAGGCUCCUUUCUGGGUUCAUUUCCGCCUAUAAAUUCCUUCCAAUCAUAGCAGCGAUUUCAGAUCGAGAGACAGAGAUGGCGAAGCCAGGUUUAACGGCAAUGGUGGUGGCAGCUCUUGCUCUGGUGGUGGCAAUGGUGGCGACACUUGCCCAUGCCGAGGCGGAUGACCCCAAGAAGGUGGACGCCUGGUUCAAUGGGCUUAGCCAUGCCGAUCGCAAGACCACACGCCUCCACUUCUACUUCCACGACACGCUCUCUGGCAGGAACCCCACGGCAGUGCGCGUUGCCGAGGCCACGAUGACCGAGAAGUCCCCGACGCUUUUUGGGGUGGUCAACAUGAUCGACGACCCACUGACCGAGGGGCCUGAGCCGGAGUCCCCCCUCGUUGGCCGGGCACAGGGGUUCUAUGGCUCAGUUGGGCUCGAGUCGAUGGCCCUGCACAUGAACAUGAACCUCGUAUUCACGACCCCGGAGUACAACGGCAGCACCCUGAGCAUAUUGGGCCACAACCCGGCACUCGAGACCUAUCCCGGUGGGACCGGCGUUUUCCGGCUGGCAAGUGGGGUCGUGACGGCGAAGACGUACUUUCUCAACCUCACCACCGGCGAUGCUGUAGUUGAAUAUAAGGUCAUAGCUUUGCAUUACUAGACACUUUGUAGAUAUAUCGUGGCUUGUGUUGUAGUCCAGUCCAAAGGUUAUGGAGGAAAUUACAUCGUUCUUGUUGAGUGCAGAUGCUCUGUCGUUUCCAAUUUGGUUAUGCUCUACGUGCUUCGUGACUUUUCAUUGAUUUUGGUGGUCUGGAAUCUACUUGCGUGGGCUCUAGAUGAACUAUAAAUUGGACUCGGUUUAUCACUGAGUAGGUAAUGUUACAAUGUU
Molecule: messenger RNA, 967 nt
Organism: Eucalyptus grandis
Lineage: Eukaryota; Viridiplantae; Streptophyta; Magnoliopsida; Myrtales; Myrtaceae
Product: dirigent protein 23
Source: RefSeq, a predicted model, not a curated record